GUAAGGUGUCUCGUGACACGCCGAAAGAAGAUAACAUCGGCGCUUACUGUGUGCAUGCAUGUUAUCAUUCUACUCAUUCAACGAAUCCUCCGCUCAUGGGUCCAGACUGAGCGCUUGAAGCUUGAACUUCCUUGAAGCAGAGAGCAAUAAGUAAGCCUCGGCAGGGUGACUCAGGCCCAGUGACAUAAACGGUCGACUUGAUAGUACUAUCCCAACCAGAUAUCACAACGACUGGCCAGAUGACUGCAGCCGCAUCUGAUAUUAAUUUCUGCUUCCCUGUACGCGAGCUGGAGAGCGAACGAGUCAAACUCACACCUUUUAUCCCUGAUCUGCACGCAGAUCUCUACUUCCAAGGCUCAGCCGCCUAUCCCGAACUCUAUGACUUCAUACCCUGGGAAGCUUUCACUGACACUUCAGACUUCGUGAAAAAAGUGAUCGAAGGCUGCGUACGUCCUGACACCGGGAUAGCCCUCUAUGCUGUCAUCGAUAAGACGCCCACCGGCACAAACCCCUCAAAGCCUACAUCAGCCAACUUCGCCGGAAUCAUGGGAUACACGAACACAUCUCCUGCGAACCUAUCAACCGAGAUCAGCUACGCGCUCAUUCUACCGCCGUUUCAGCGGACGCACGUCACCACGAACGCCAUCGGGCUGCUCCUCCAAUACGCUCUCGAUUCGCCUCCACAUGGCCUGGGACUCCGCCGUGUCCAGUGGAAGGCAAACAGGCUGAAUACGAAGAGUAUUAAUGCUGUCCAGAGAUUGGGGUUUAAACUGGAGGCUAUCUUGCGCUAUGAUAGAAUUUUUGUUGGAUCAAAGACAAAUGCGGCGAAUGGGGAGAGGGAGAGGGCGGGGGAUCCGCGUCCUGGUACGGUCGGAACGGAUACGGCAUUGUUGGCAUUGUGCUGGGAUGAUUGGGAAAGCGAGCGUGCACGGGUCCUGCAGGCCAUGGACCGAAGGUCGUGACGAUAUUUAUUAGGCUUUUUAGAUCAGCGGUUCAAAAGGAUUCAUUCUGACGUCAAAGUUUCAGGAGCUGCAUGCUGAGGCCUGAUUUUCCAGGUCCGUCGUUGGGCGUUUGCUCCAGCGUUCCAAUAAUUCUUUCUAGAUCUGAUUCUGAAGAGUGGAGUUACCGGUACCCCUGACGAUCUUGCAACCUGUUGCCGGGAACGGGUUACGCCUCGUGAUCCCUCCCGGCCUUCGUUAAAGGCGACCAUUGAGUCAACCCAAACGUUCAAUGCGAAUAGCCCAGUCAGGGCGGGAUUACCCAAGCUACUGUGCCCAAAUCUUGUCACAUUCACCACUCCAACAGAAUGACAAGACUAUCAAGGUCUAUGCAGAGCAGUCGCAACAAUUGCUAUGCAUGUGUAUCUACGUCGCACAGUCUUGUUGUUAUAUCAUAUCAUGCUUGUCACCUC
Molecule: messenger RNA, 1411 nt
Organism: Suillus paluster
Lineage: Eukaryota; Fungi; Basidiomycota; Agaricomycetes; Boletales; Suillaceae
Product: acyl-CoA N-acyltransferase
Exons: 4
Coding region: 240-962 (240 amino acids)
Molecular function (GO): protein-N-terminal-alanine acetyltransferase activity; protein N-terminal-serine acetyltransferase activity
Source: RefSeq, a predicted model, not a curated record